Molecule: messenger RNA, 669 nt
Organism: Enterobius vermicularis (human pinworm)
Lineage: Eukaryota; Metazoa; Nematoda; Chromadorea; Rhabditida; Oxyuridae
Source: the annotation of a GenBank genome assembly
AUGAACAACGAAAUAGCAGCUGGAAUAAGCAACAAAGAUUGGCAUCUCGGUGGGCCGACAGGAUUUCCUCCGUUAAGAAGGAAAAAGGAAGAGAAAGAGCCAACAAAGAUGCAGCAGAAAUUAGUUCUGUUUAAAAAGGGGGAAAGAGGGGAAGGGGAGGCGAAAGGGGGCUCAAUCAAAAAUGGCCGCGCGACGUAUUGGGAGCUCAAUAAUACGGCGCCGGCUGUUGUGGAGGGCGGCAGAGAACGAGAGCGCAUUAAGAGUGUUAGUAGGGGUGAGAGGCAAGAGUGUGUGAUUGGCGGAGAAAUAGUAUGGGACGAAAACGUUGGCGAACUUCAGAAUGUCGGCUUGUCUAUGACAGUUCUACUUCCAAAAGAUUGGCAGAAGCAUUGUAGAAAUACCGGUGUUGUGCUGGAAAAGCUGUCUGAAAGAGGUUCGAUUCAGGUUUAUACCACCAAAAUUAUUGCUAUACCUUCUCUGAAAUUGAAUAAUUUUGAAAAACAGGAUUUGUUUCGUGGAAUAUUCAUGAAAGCUUUAUCAGAAAUAUGCUUUUACCGCAGUCAUCAUCGUCGUUAUUCACUUCUCUUGGGUGCUCAAACUGGUUUUGUUUCGGUAGCGGCUUUGUUAGUGCGGCUUAAGCUAGUUUCUGUAGACACUGAUUGGUCGUAG